AUGCCACAGCAAGAGCAGUCGGAACAUGUCUCCACCGAGUCCGAACAAAUAGCAACAUGCAUAAAACGCAUACUGGAUUCGAUCCGGUGCAUAAAACCCCAACUAGUGUGCUUUUAUAGAUCCAUCAAUCUAGAAGCUUUGGGCCUGCAAAUCAAACAACUGUGCAGCUUAUUGCGUUCGGACUCCAACUCCCGCGCAGUGAAGCAAGAGAAAACCGAUCACAGCCCUCCACCUGGACAGGAUUAUCUAUUAGGUGUUUGCCGCACCAAACCCCCAAUAAAAAAGCCUACAGUUUACAAAAUCAUACAUUCAACGCGUUACGAUAGCGGAAAAGCGCACAAAACUUACGGCAGAGCAAAACUCAACAUGGGCGACAACAUUACACAAGAGAAUAUCCAGGGUGUGGUAAAUUAUGCAACCGCGAUCAGGGUUGACAUCACACAUGCCACCAAAAUGUUGUGCGUUUUAGAAGAUCUCAUUAGGAUGCUUGACCACAAAUAUUGCAAGCGUGGAAAACCGGAUAUCAAGGUGGCGAGUCAAAAGGAUGUCCAGGUUAGUAGCAAUUCAGGUGAAAUUAGCCAAGUGCGCCGGACAUUCGGAAGUUUGAGUGAAUGUGUGUCCCGUAUCAACUCCAGACGUCACAUGGACCGUAUUUUAAUCCAUCUCAGACGUCGGAGUACUGCAAAUUCACUCAUUUACUUGAUCGAUCAGGAACGUCAUAAGAAAUCACCUUGGCGAUUG
Messenger RNA from Opisthorchis viverrini, 741 nucleotides. RefSeq lists its product as hypothetical. NCBI's taxonomy places the organism in Eukaryota, Metazoa, Platyhelminthes, Trematoda, Opisthorchiida, Opisthorchiidae. The annotation marks the transcript as partial. The record is from RefSeq and is a predicted model, not a curated record. The transcript has a single exon.